Messenger RNA from Trichomonas vaginalis G3, 456 nucleotides. RefSeq names its product ribosomal large subunit assembly. The record is from RefSeq and is a predicted model, not a curated record. Gene Ontology annotation, molecular function: RNA binding; structural constituent of ribosome. Gene Ontology annotation, biological process: ribosomal large subunit assembly; cytoplasmic translation. Gene Ontology annotation, cellular component: cytosolic large ribosomal subunit; ribosome. The transcript has a single exon. Bases 1 to 456 code for a protein of 151 amino acids. NCBI's taxonomy places the organism in Eukaryota, Parabasalia, Trichomonadida, Trichomonadidae.
AUGGCUGAGUUGCUUUUCAUUUCUCCAAUCGCUAAGAAGGAUAUCAAGAGACCAUCAUGGAGAGGUAUCCCACGCAUUUCUUUCACACGCCCAGCUGUCGCUGCUGAAGUCGAUCCAAUCGCUAAACCAGCUUGCAAUGCUAAGGCUGUCGAAACACGCGCCAAUCUUAAGGUCGGAACAGUCGUAAUCAUCGUUGGUGGUGAACACCAGGGCAAGCGCGCCGUUGUUGUCGCUGACCAGGGUGCUGGUAUCGUUAAAGUUGCUGGCCCAGUUGUUCCAGUUAACGAAAUUUCUCAGGACUACCUUAUCGCUACAUCAACAUCAAUCGAUGUUGCUGCCAACGCUACAGAAGCUCAGGUUGAAGCUGCUGCCGCUAAAGUCCCAGAAAUGGUUGAUUACCUUAAGGCACCAUUCACAAUCAAGAAGGGCAAUCGCAUUCAUUUGAUGAAGUUCUAA